This is a messenger RNA of Prorocentrum cordatum, 921 nucleotides long. Lineage: Eukaryota; Dinophyceae; Prorocentrales; Prorocentraceae. The record is from the annotation of a GenBank genome assembly.
AUGGUCGACAUGCCGCUCGUGUGGGUGAAGCUCUACGUGCUGAGGCCCAAGAGUCCCAGCGCGCCGCCGAAGGGUAUCAUCAAGAACGUGAGCUUCGCCAAGGAUAGUAAGGAUAGUGAUGCAGGUAGCAACCAGUCCACGCCCCGCAGCUCCAAGACGGGCAAGGGGACGCGUGGACAGGCUGGUGAAUCAUCAGCCCGCACCCUCCUCGAGCAGGCGAUCGCUGCCGCGCAGGAUCCCAAGUUGAAGGAGGCUUUGACGCAGCAGGUCGCCCAGCUCAAGCGCGAGGAGGCUCAACACCAGCAGCCCAAGGCAGCGGAGCUCAAGGAGCGUCGUCUUGCCGAGGAGCUGGCGGAGGCGACCAUCGUGAAGCAGCAGGCCGCGCGUGCGCUGGCAGCGGCCGAGGGAGUUGUGCCCAAGCCAGAGGGGAAGGCCGACGACAAGUGUGGCAAGCCCUUCGAGCUAGUGUACGACCACACGCUGUUCGACAAUCUUGACGAGUUGGAAUGCGAGGACUCCGAGAAGGAGACCUUGAGGAAGAUUCAUAGCGAGCUGCAGUCGGCCAAGACCACCCUCAAUGGCAAGGCUGAUGAGGUCACCAUGAUGCUCAAGAACGCCCAGGACAUGCGCCAGGCCAUCAAGGACCGCUCCAUGAAGAAGAGGCGCACGGCCGAGGGCCAGGCCGCACCCCCCGCAGCGCCGCAGCCAGGCGAGGCCGCGCCCGCAGCCAGCGGAGGCAGCGGCAGCGGCAGCCAGGCAGCGGCGGCGGCAGCGCCGCAGGCGCCCGAGGGUGCGGCCGCAGGUGCGGCUCCAGCAGAUGUCCAUGCAGAGCGAGUUCGUGCUGAGACAGCCAAGCUCUCAGCCGCCAAGUUCCAGUCCCAGCAGCAUCUGUCGGAGGAUCCGACCCCUGCGUCAUCUUGA